AUGCCUUCAGGCUUCAUUUCCCUAAGCGGUGGUGCAGAAACGACAAAGGAAGAGAACAUGACUAAGGCUAUAAAGAAUAUUCUUAGUGAGAAUUUUGAUGAUGAUGAAGCAACAGAGUCUCAGACUCUAUUGUAUAAAAAUCUAUGGCUUGAGGCUGAGGCUGCAUUAUGUUCCGUCUCUCACAAAAAUCGCUACAAUCAAAUGAAGAUUGAAAUGGAGAAACAGUCAUACAAGCAAAGAGACAUGGAGCAGCAUUCAAAAUCAGAAGUUAUUCCUAGUUUAAGCAGGAGUGAGAGUUCUGCAAUUGAAGUUAACAAAUGUCUAAACUCUUAUUCUUCUACUGCUACCAUCCCAAAACUUGGAGGGUUUGCUUCAUCAACAAUACAGCUUAUUGGUAUUGUUGUUGUGAUGUCACAGGUUACAUGGCAAGUUUUUCUCCUAGUUGUCCCAAUGGCAAUUGGUUGUUUAUCGAUGCAGAAAUACUACAUUGCUUCCUCAAGGGAACUGCCACAAUCAGAGGUUCUGGUGAAAUCACUUCAGAAUACCAAAUACUCAAUCAAUGAAAAUCUAGAGAGUAGCUCUAUCAAUCUUUUUAGGCAAAAUUCAAUAGACCAUGCUGUAGAGGAGGAUGGAGAACUAGAAACUUUGGAUAGUGGUGAAGAUAAUAAUGGAGUGGAUUCAGAUGGUUCAGAAUCAUCUGAUCAAGAUGAAACUGAUAGAGAGACUGGACGGAGCAAACAGAUUUCAACUGUACCUAUUCAGCUUAGCAUAUAUUCGCCCAAUGUUGUUAACUUGACACUCAUUGAUCUUCCUGGGCUUACGAAGAUAGCUGUAGAGGGCCAACCUGAUAGUAUUGUGCAUGACAUUGAGAAUAUAGUUCGCUCCUACAUUGAGAAGCCGAACUUUCAUGUUCAAGGAAGAGAGCUUACGUCAGGAAAUGGUCUACGUGGAUGUAUCCACCUAGUUGAUUUGGCUGGAAGUGAGAGGGUUGAUAAAUCUGAGUUCAUAGGAGAUAGGCUAAAGGAGGCUCAACGUAUUAACAAGCCCUCAGGAAAAAUUACUUACAAAACUGGAAACAAGGUAAUUUGCUGUUUGGAAGGGGCGAGAAUUGGCAUACAGUAUGAGACAUCUUUUGCUGGUGAACCUUGUGAUUUUUACCACUGUGUACUGGAGAGCAAGUCAUUUCUUGAAAAGAUGACUGUCCUUGAGCACACACUUCCAUAUUUCUUGCCUAUACACGAAAUAGAAAAAGAUCUCCUUUCAUCCAAUGCUAUGAAAUUCAUAGAUCAUGUUGAAGAUCUAUUGCAGGCAUACGUGGAUAGACGGGAACAGAUUGAUCAAGGGACUGUUGGCACAUCUCAACAAGCUGAAAGUGGAUUGCCAGAUGCAUUUGACAUAUCUCUGUCUCACUUUACUCUCGUUUUGGCACUUGAAAAUGAAUCUGGUGGUAUCCAAGAAAUUGCACUGGAGGUUGACAUCCGUCUAAUAUUUAAUUUGAGAACUACUGGAAUGAAUGAAAGCCAGUCAAACAAGAAUAACAGUUCUGUGAAGGAUGUUGCAGUUACUGAUGUCUCUUCUCCUUACUUUCCGUCAAAAAUCAUACGUGAGAACUCUGUUGAUUCACUACAAAUAACUAAACAGUAUCCUAGCUACUCUUCAUUCCAAAACUAA
Molecule: messenger RNA, 1671 nt
Organism: Vicia faba (fava bean)
Lineage: Eukaryota; Viridiplantae; Streptophyta; Magnoliopsida; Fabales; Fabaceae
Source: the annotation of a GenBank genome assembly